GUGCUUUUGGAACCAGUUUAUUGAUUAUUGCUUUUUGUUUUCUUUUAAUCUUCAACUCUUUCUUUUUCAAUUCGAUACACGGCAAAAGAACCUGAUUAUUUUGUCUCGAAACUCACCAGUCCAUCGACAUCUUCUAGACCUCGUGCACAGACCGAAGGAAGCCCCUUCGAAAGAAUAUCCUUCAUCGUCCCGCUCUCACGCUAGCUCGAUUCAAUUGCCACCACCUAUCGCUUCCCUUAACCGUUAACAGUCUUCCCAGCCCAAACCCAACGAUGGCUGAACAUCUUCCUCGGCCCAGUGAGCCUACCAACCCGGUAGUCUUCUUUGACCUUGCCCUCGCCGGCGAGCCUCUUGGGCGAAUCAAAAUGGAGCUCUUUGCCAAUAAAACUCCCAAGACGGCAGAGAAUUUCCGGCAAUUCUGUACGGGCGAGAGCAAGAACUCCAAAGGGCAACCCCAAGGCUACAAAGGUAGCAAGUUCCACCGUGUGAUCAAGGAUUUCAUGAUUCAAGGUGGCGACUUCAUCAAUGGCGAUGGCACUGGCAGCUGCACCAUCUAUGGCACGCCCAAGUUUGCUGAUGAGAAUUUUGCGCUGCCACAUGACCGUCCCGGGCUUCUGAGUAUGGCGAACUCGGGCCCAAACACUAAUGGCUGUCAAUUCUUCAUCACCACCACCGCGACACCCUUCUUGAACAACAAGCACGUCGUAUUUGGCCAAGUCAUUGAUGGCAUGGACGUGGUUCGCAUGGUCGAGCAAACUCGGACCACCAGAGAUAAGCCGAACCAGGAUGUAACUAUUGUGCAGUGUGGGGAGAUGUAACGCGAACGCAGUAACGAAGAGAAGAUAAUGAGAAAAUGCCCAUCAUCUAUGGGUUAUCCUUUACCAAGAAAAAAACUAGACAAUUUGACUUGAUAUCAUU
Penicillium brasilianum is the source of this 918-nucleotide messenger RNA. Lineage: Eukaryota; Fungi; Ascomycota; Eurotiomycetes; Eurotiales; Aspergillaceae. The record is from the annotation of a GenBank genome assembly.